This is a messenger RNA of Toxorhynchites rutilus septentrionalis, 3847 nucleotides long. Its product is annotated as tetratricopeptide repeat protein 14 homolog. The record is from RefSeq and is a predicted model, not a curated record. The transcript is spliced from 11 exons. Bases 244 to 3678 code for a protein of 1144 amino acids. NCBI's taxonomy places the organism in Eukaryota, Metazoa, Arthropoda, Insecta, Diptera, Culicidae. Gene Ontology annotation, molecular function: protein binding.
CAUUCUCGGUCGUCAUUCCGCGUCUGAAUUCUAGAGUGAAUGGUUUAAUAAUUUUAUGCUCGACGCCCAAGCCGGAAUUGAGCUUUUAUAAUUGGACAGGUUCUAGCAGUUUUUUCAGGUGUCUCAUAAGCUGAGUUGAGAAAUAUAGGUGGUCAGUUCGUCCGUUUUGGUGCUUUGCCUUAGUUGCAGAUUAUAUACAGAUUAAGAAAUUGUGGUCUUCUAAUAAGGCAAGCAAAACACUCGAUGGAUCCUAAUCUAGUAGAGAAGGCUAUUGGAUUCCACGGGAUACCACUGCAAAAGAUCUGGGAAGGCGAACGAGGUGACGCUGAUCUUUCGAGUAUCGGAGUCAUAAAUCCGGAUUAUUUAGUUUUCCAAACGCGUCAAAAAUCGCUUACCUUUCACGAUCGCGCGAAACGCUUUAAAUUGCAUCAGUUCCUAGCCAAGAAGGCGGAUGUGUUGUAUGAUAGUUCCCUAACAGCUUCAGCGUCGAAAGAACGCAGUGAGAGACGUAGGCACGGAGAUUUCCAACAGUACAACAAGUUUAUAAUACCGCCUUUGGACGUUUUUAUGGAGGUGGACACGAAUGAAAAAGUCUCCCAUUUUCUCGAGACAACAAGACCCGGUGAUGUCGUUUACGGCGAAGUGCUCAAUAAAUCCCCGCGAGGUAUUGUAUUCAAAGUAUUAUUUUCGCUUGGGAAUACAUGUUGCUACAUGAACGUAAGCAAUGUGAAGGCAUACAUUGAUAUGAAUUUAUUGGUUCCAAUAUUGGAUCGUGAUGGCACUCCAAGAAGUUACACAACUAACGAUUUGAUCUGUUGUGAAAUCAGUGAUGUAAAACCGUAUGCAAGGAAGUUGAUUUGUACAAUGCAACGUUCUAUGAUCAGCCGAUGUCCGAGCAAUAUCAGUUAUGGACUUAUAACGACAGAUGAAUUACCGAUGUCAUACAAUUUUGCAGUUGCGAAGGAUAACCAACCAUACGAAUAUUAUUUGAGAAAGACGCCAUCCUUCAAUGAUCCCCGAGGUGUGCAGAAUUUGAUGCAAGAGCUUGGUUUAGACCAGCACGUGUUUUAUACCAAUAUGUCAAGCUUGAAGGGAAAAUUUUCGCAACAGGAAUACGCUGGAGAACUGCGUAACGCACAGGCUAACAAAUGGGCCUUCCGAUCGGUUGCGGAAGGUAUUGAACACUUCAAGGAAGGUCGACAUUCCGAAGCAUUCCAGUGUUUGAACAAAGCGCUCAGCAUUGAUCCACGUAAUGUGGAAGGACUGGUUGCACGUGGGGCACUGUACGCAAACAGUGGCUCCUUCAAGAAGGCAGUCGAUGAUUUCGAAAUGGCGCUCAAAAUUAAUUCUUCUCACGCCAACGCAAAAAAGUACAUGGGUGAAACUUUGGUAGCUUUGGGUAGAAGCUACGAGGAAGAGGGCCGUAUCGACGAAGCAAAGAAGGCUUAUCAGGAUUGUUUGAACAUCAUCCCUCACCACGAAGAGGCACAGAAUUCAUUGGAUUUCCUGAAGUCGAAAUCAUACGCUAAACAGAUUGUGGCACCCAAUGAGCUGGAAUUGCCAGCUUUGAACAUCCCCAAAUCCUCGACGCAUGAGCGCAGCAAGCAGGAGCCAGACACAUCCGGUGUAAGUGGUUCCAAGCGCGAUGGCUCGGAGCUCCGCAAGGAUAGGAAGAUUAGCAAGAAGCAAGAGAAGAAAAAGCGUCACAAGAAGCAACAGAGCAGCUCGAGUGAUUCUAGCUCGAACAGUUCCGAUUCGAGCGAUUCGAGCAGUGACUCGGAAAGUAGCAGUAGCGAUUCCUCAUCCAGCUCAGAUUCCUCGAGAUCAUCGGCUCCCAAGAAACGCAGCAAGCGGAGCAAGAAUGACAAGAAGCAGAAAUCCUUGUCCCCGCUCAGCAAGCGCAUGUCGGCCGGAAUGGGCAAUGAUAGCCGCGGCCAGGAAGGAUCGUUUCCGUUUGGAAAUCAAGCCGGGCAAUCAUCGUCCAUGGUUGGUUCGGAUGAUUAUGAAUUGAAGGUUCGCAAAUUUCUUGAUAUGCCUCGCGAUGAGGAUGACUAUGGCGAGAAGGUGCGGCGUUUCGUAGCGGAAGCCGCUAAGUAUCAGAAAGAGCGUAAGGCUCAGGAGGAGAAAUCCAAGAAAAAGAAGAAGAAGGAAGAUAAGAAAGCCAAGAAGGACAGUAAAAAGAAACGCAAAAGUGAUGACAAGAAGAAAUCCAAAAAAAAGGACAAAGAUGACGACGUUCUGAACAAUGAAAAGCUGAAGGAAGCUUUGAAGAUUUUUGAAAAUUUCCCCGUUUUGGAUGAGUUGGGUACGAAGCUGUCGGAAUAUUAUGCCAAGUUGGAAAAUCCGGGCGUGGCGGGACCCAGCGGUAUGGCGACGGUUGUAUCCUCACUGUUAGGGAAAAGUUCCAAGAAGGAUGCACAGAAGUUGGAAAAAUUAGACGAGUCCAAAAGCGGCUCGAAAUCGGCGGACUUAAUAAAAGAGCGCGAAGAGAAGGAUGGAAAAUGGCGUAUGAUGUUUAACAAGGAUGAGAGAUCCGCCAAGGAACAACCUCCUCCGAGCAAGAAUUUUGUUCCAAAACAAUACGCUUUCUCGAAUGAGUCGGACGAUGAGAGUGGUUCUCUUGGAGUAUUUCAGAUGCAGCAACAUCAGCAACAAUUACAACAAAAAGCUAACCAGAGAAGUGGACGCUAUGAUGAUGAUAAGAACAGAAGAAGACCACUCAGUCCUGACAAGCAGAAACCUUCUGUUUCGCAAAUGCCUCCUGUCAAAUCGGGACCCGUUGUUCUGGAUAAGUUUGGCAAUUUCAGGUUAGCUAAUGCGGAUGAUGCAGUAAAACCUCCGGAACCUUCAGGACCACCCCGUCGUUCACGUAGCAGAUCACGUGGAAAUAGAUACGGAAGUUCAAGUCGAUCACGGUCACAAAGCUUGAGGAGACGAUCACGUUCGGGUAGCUUCAGACGACGCUUCAGUCGAUCGGGAUCCCGAUCGUUCAGUCGAUCUAGAUCUCGUUCGUAUUCGAGAAGUCGAUCCCGUUCUCGCAGCUUCGAGCGUCGUCGUUUCGAUCGUCGUGGAUACCGCGGCAGAGGCGGUUUCCAUGACAGACCUUUCGGAAAACGUUUUAAUUCUAGGGGAGGAUACAUGAACCGCCGAGGCGGUGGCUUCCGCGAUUUCAGAGAUAAUAAUCGAGGAGGAUACCGAGAUCGUCCGUUCCGAAAUCGAUUCCGAGGAAGAUUCCAACGAUCGAUUAGCCGGAGCACAAGUAAAUCUCCAGAUCGUAUUCCCGUGAGUCCAUCCGAUCGCCAUCGUCCGGAUCGGGAACGGGAUCGUUCCCGUGAACGUGGACGAUCACGUGAUCGCAACACAGAAUACAAACGGUUUAAAGAGGUAGCUGAACCGACGAAACCCAAGGAAAAGAAAGAGGAAAAAGAAAAAUCUGUAGUUGAACCUAAAAUUCAAGCACCAGAACCGGAGACAAGUCACCAGACUUCUUUAACGGACGAAAUUGAAGGGAGGUGGGCAGACAGGAAGGAUGAUGACGAGAAGGAUCCACCACCUCCAGGGGCUGAAGAUAUAUCUCUGGAGAACUUUGAGCGUAUUUUAGAUAAAGCCCGUAAGGAGAAAAAAGACGACAUGAUCGAAAGAAAUAAGGAUUUAUUGAAGAAAUCAAGUGACUCAUAAAUUUAUACUUUCCUAGUUUCUAGCAUUUCCAAGCAAUUGGCACAUUACAACAAAGUUCAACUCGUGUUGAAACGCAUAUAUUGUUGAAUGACAUUGCGUAAUACAGUUGUCUCACAGAUACAGUUUUCGAUUGUAGUAGAGCGCACUAAUAAAUUAAUCAGCGAAACAA